GCCGGGUCUCCCCUCCGGCCACCGCUCAGCCGAGCCGGUAGACCCUGCGCCCGCACCCCUUUCUCCCCCGACUUCCUCCGCGCGCGCUCCACCUUCCCCACCCCUACGCUCCUGGCGUUUCGGCCGCCUCCGUUCGCACGGCCCCUUCAUUCCAGACGCUCGUUUACGCCGCGCGGACUGGGAGGGUGCGAUUCCCGGAUGCGGCCUGCGCUGCCAGCGCGCGGCCGUCCCGCAGGCCCUCGCGGCUUUACGCCGCUGACGCAGCGCGCCCAAGAUGGCGGCGCGGUCGUCGUCGGGGGUGGCGGCGGCAGAGGGGGCGGCGGCCGUGGCGGCGGCGGCGACGGCAGCCGUGACGGCGGCGGCGGCGCGGGGCCUGGGCCGGGGGGAAUGAGGCAGCCGUGGCGGGCCAGCGGCCGAGCCGUGUAGCGGAGAAGCGGCUCCCCCUCCCUGCUUCCCUUGGCCGAGCCGGGGACGCGCGCGCGCGCCGCCGUCCGGAGCGGGCUCCCCACCCUCCACUCCCGCGACCCGCACCGCACCCCCAUCCGGGCCCGGAGGAUGAUGAAGCUCAAGUCGAACCAGACUCGCACCUAUGACGGCGACGGCUACAAGAAGCGGGCCGCGUGCCUGUGUUUCCGCAGUGAGAGCGAGGAGGAGGUGUUACUGGUGAGCAGUAGUCGCCAUCCAGACCGCUGGAUUGUCCCUGGGGGAGGCAUGGAGCCCGAGGAGGAGCCGAGUGUGGCAGCAGCCCGUGAAGUCUGUGAGGAGGCUGGAGUAAAAGGGACAUUGGGAAGAUUAGUUGGAAUUUUUGAGAACCAGGAGAGGAAGCACAGAACGUAUGUCUAUGUGCUCAUUGUCACAGAAGUGCUGGAAGACUGGGAAGAUUCAGUUAACAUUGGAAGGAAGAGGGAAUGGUUUAAAAUAGAAGAUGCCAUAAAAGUGCUGCAGUAUCACAAACCAGUGCAGGCGUCGUAUUUUGAAACGUUGAGGCAAGGCUACUCAGCCAACAAUGGCACCCCAGUCGUGGCCACCACGUACUCGGUUUCUUCCCAGAGCUCGAUGCCAGGCAUCAGAUGACUGAAGACUUCGCAUAAGAGGAAUGGAAAUUGGAAACUAGACUGGAGUGCAGAUCUUCCCUCCCUUGCUCUUUUCACCUCUCCUCACAGGCCUCCUCUCCAAAUAAGGCAUGAUGGGCAGCAGAGAAAGGGGUUCUUGAUGGUGUUGCUGUUUGGUGUUAAGUGAUGGGCUUUUUCUUCUCUUUUUAUGGAGGGGGUGGGGGGUGGGUAUGUAAUUUGUAAGUACUUUUGUGCAUGAUCGGUCCCUCCCUUUUCACACCCCUGCAGUUGUCUAGAGAGACAGACAGCCUUCCCUCUGCCUUGGAUUCUGAAGUGUUCCUGUUUGUCUCACCCCAGCCCUGGCCAGACGUUUUUCCUUUGAUUUUUAAAUUUUUUUUUUUUUAUUAAAAGAUACCAAUAUGAGAUGAAACCUUUCAAGAAUUUGUCCUGUAAUGCGCUGUUCAGUCAAGGAGGUUGGUCACUUCCACUGCAGGAUACAUUUAUCUACACAUUAUAUACUGGGCAUAUAAUAUGUAAAUAAAUGACUUUUAGAAGAGGAAUUUAACUGUUUAAUUUUUCAAGGUUUUGUUUUGUUUUUUAAAUUCGGGGUGUUUCUGAAAUGGAGAGCCUCGCAGUUAAUUUCCCUUUUUUUUUUUUUGAUGCUAGUGGCUAGGUAAGUUUCCCUGUCUUCUCCCUUUCCCCAGUCACUGACUGUAGUUAUGUAGGGUACGGAAAGAGUUUAGCUGCCUUCAUAGCGCUCCCAGGACUAAUGGCCUUCUCGAAACUGUGUUCCCAUGCCAAGAAAGACACAGGAAGAAACCUAUUUUCUUUUUAUUACCGAGCCAGGAGCAAAUGGCCUCAGCUCAGACCUGGAGAAACAGUGAUAGAAAUUGAAUUCCUCCCUACGUGUUGACAGUAGGGAUUUGAACUGGAUUCUUGGGAUUGCUAUCUAAAAAACUGGAGCAUCAAGCACUGUUUCUGUCCUGCAGCUUGGAAUUUUUUUCCAUAAUGCUACUUACCGCCGACAGUGGCCUCUCUCCUUGUACAUCCAUGCCUUACACCGCGCUGCACUGGACAUUGUCCUUGUGCAGAAACAUCUGGCUGGCCUGGGCCAGUGCAGGUGUAUGGUCCCAUCCCCAUCCUGGGUGACCAUGUUAAGUUCCCAAAAAGUACACAGGAGGAAAAUUCAGGUGUCUGCUUAUCUUUGCAAUGUGACAGCAUUUGGAAUUGCACCAUGGAGCAUGCUCAAAAAUAGUAAACUUGUCUCUUGCUGAGACGCAAAAGGUCCAUCUUCUGCUGAGAAGUGGUAUGAGAGAAUGCUUGGUCCUUGACUAGAACAGCGACAUCAUGCAUUGGCUCACUGCAAACUGUCGUGUUGGUUUUUGAUACAGGCUUCUUGCUGGCUUCAUUUGCCAGUCGUGUUGUUUAGUUGGGAAGUAAGCAGAAAAGGGUCUUGAGAUCGAGGGGUGGGUCUAGGAGGGGGACACUGGUCGAUCCCUGGCUUAGGACAGUGCUCUUGGUGGCAUCUCCUUUGUCAAAACAUAGCCAAGAUGUGAAAUUAAAAUCAUAGUUCUCUUUAUUUAAAAAUUCUAAUAAAUACUCAAACUUUGAAAAGCUUUCACUCUUCCCUCCCACUAAAAGUGAUGUAUAUAUACAUACAUAUAAGAGAUGUAGGCCUGUGUCAUUCAGUGUUCAACAUUUUGGGGGGACAUCUUUUGGUGAACUUAAAAUUUUGCUGUCUGCUCUCAGUUUGUAUCUUCUCUCCCAGUCUUGAGACACAGAAUCAACAAGGAGUGCUCACAGUUUGCCUAGGAUACUGUCCUACCUCUGGGAAAGGAAUUCUGUCCCUAAGUAAGGGUCCCAGUGGACAGAAACAGCACCAUGGGAUUUGCUUCUAAAUACCAACUCACUGUUCACAUGGCCUACUCAGAAAUGAACAUAUUGCUGCUUGUUGCCUGAUUGAGAGCAGUCUGAGUUUCUGUCCAUAUAAGUAAAGGAGAAAAGGUAAUAAAUUCAAUCAAGCACUAAGUGGAAUCCAAAAAACACAUUCUUCCACCUAAAUUCUACCUUUAUGAUAUGGAUUGAAAGUACUUUGCAGGAAAACAGACAGGACUCCUGAAAAGAGAAAUGCAGUGGUAAUAGUAAUUUGUGCAUUUUUUCAUGAUCUAGAGAUGUUUUUACUGGGCUGGUGUCACAACACAUUACCCUCCUGAGUCCAGUUUGGGUUGAUGUUGGCGUCUUUGGGUCAGGAAAGUGAACUGUGCCAAGAAGUAUUUUUCAGUGACAUGAAUGGAUCCUGUUAAUGCAGUUAACUGGGGAGAUUGUGCUGAUGCUUUCUUAACUGACAAAAAGAGGCUUUGUCCAACACCAGAAUUGCUGAAACUGGUGCUAUUUUCUGUUGAAGUGGGAUCCUGAUGAGCAGGGAUUGGUGUUUCUCCCUCCCUGGCACCAUUAACACCAUGGCUGUCUUCACUGGUGUGUAGUCAUAGCCCUUCUGUGAUAGAUUACUCAGAGCCCUGGUUGCAGUGGCCGUUACCCCUCUCCACAGAAAGCAAGGAGAAAACAGAAGAAAGCACAAAAAUGAUCCCACUCGCAGAGUCUUUCUGGGACACUGCUUUGCCGUGAAUUCUGCAAGUACUCACUUUAUUCGGGCUUGACACAAACAGCUUUUUGUGUACAGCACAGAUAUAAAGUCUCACAGUGAAUUUGCCCGUCCUAGACUCUGGUUUAUUACUAGGGCAUCCAUCACAGUCCACCCUGCUCAGGAUAGAGAAAGACAGCAUUGGCUAUUUUAAAAUUAACUUUGUUUUUAGUUUAUCAAUUUGCAGCCACUGGGGAAGCAUCAGUGAGGUCAUGCCAUAUCUUUUUGGACUUAGGACUGUGUGUGUGUGUGUGUGUGAGAGAGAGAGAGAGAGAGAGAGAGAGAGAGAAGGGCUACGAGGGGUCAGCUGUAUUCGAUUUUUUUUGUAGCCUUCCAGAAUGGUGCAGCCCAUGAAACAGGAGUUUUGAUUUUUCUUGUAGCAAACCUGGCAGGAUGGAAAAGUUAAUAAAUUGACGGUUUUGUUUUUACAAGUGUCUGCUGCCCCAUCUGCCCUGCGGGGAGAGGGCUCCCGCACUGCUGAGUCUGAGCUGAGGCCAUCUGGAGGGAUCAAAGAGUGUGGGAGGAACACCCCUUGUGAGGCCGUGGAAGCCCCUCGAAAGUGGCUGCGCUGCAGGAUUUCCGCCCUCGGCAUGGUGCAGCGCAGCAGGCCUUGCCUCUCGCAGCCUCUAGGGAGCAGAGCAGGUCACUGCCCUCUGGGAGGCUUUUGCAGCAGUUUUGUAAAUGCGUUGCUACACAGUCAAGUUCCUUCGUGACACAAUUUCUGUUUUGAUGUUAGGAGUCAGUCCACGUAAGCUUAGACUUGUUUAGAAGAAAAAAAAAAUCACCUUUUGUUUUGAAGAAAAAAAACGUCCACGCAGAACCGUUCUUCCUCCUCCUCCUCCUUUCUCUUGCCCACGUACAGUGCUCCUUGGAGGCCCCCUUCCCCUCUAGGACCUGUGUAACCAGAGGAGUAAUCCGUCUCCCGCCAGACCCGGGUGUGCAUCUCACGUUGUACUGUAUGUGUUCGUCAUUUCCACCCCAUGCUGGAGGAAUGCCUCUGUUGGUCUCCCCACCUGAUCUUUUUUUAAACAGCUUAGCCUGAGCCUCAUUUCUUUUGGUUCACAAAAAGGAUUUAAUAACCACAGCGCGAUCUUUGCCGCAACUGUGUGAUUUUCAGUACUUCUGAAGUGUUCUCAAAGCCCAGCCUAGUUGAGAGAAAAUUUAGAAUUAGAAGAAAUACCUGGAGAAGUCGUCACAGGGGGCUGAAUUUUUGCCUUCAGGGAAAUGAGGAUUAGCUAUAAUUGAUAAUCAAGCCUCGUCCUGGUCCCUUCUGCAUUUCAGAAAAUAACGCACAUGUUUAUAACAAAUAGGAGACAAGUUAGCGCAAGAGGCUCUGGGGCGAGGAGAUUAUCUAAUGGUGAUUAUAUAAUGCAGCGGCUCUUGUGGUUCUUAUCCUUAAAACUCUAAAAGAGGUCAGACCUGAAGCGACACAGGUCAUGCUGCCCAGCUGAGGUGACAGCCAUUCUUUCUGAGCCCUGCUGGGAUGGAACCCAUUUCCCCAAGGCUUCCAGGCUGUGCAGCCGAUGUUGGUGACCUCAGUCUUGCUCCAUCCAGGCAGCCAUCUCACUUGGAGCAGGUGGGAAAGCAGCCCCAGGGUCAGCCUUUGUUCUCUGGGGUGAGCCUUGCAACAGACGUCACCUUCCCGAAAGAGCUCUUUUCCACGUCACUUUAGAUGUUACCCAAAGCAGACAUUUGAGAUGUUCAGGUAGUAAAUUGGGAAGCAUUGGCUGCAAUCCGUAAAAGCUACUAUUGUCUGUUGAUUAGGUGACUGGAGAUGACCCCAGGCCCUGGGAACCUGGAAGUUUUAGGCAGACUCUCAUUUGGAGGCCAGCAGCCCUUCUACUUCUGCCUCUACAAAGGCAGCUUUACAUUUUGACCACAUUUUCGCCGUAGCUGAUGACCUUUCAGGGAUGUGAGAAGCCUAAUCAGAACAUCCGAGAAAAUGAUACCCCUCGCCCUCAGAUUCAUCCAAUAGUUCAUCCUCCUAAUCCCCUUAGAAAUUAAUAAAUAGAAAGAGAAAGAAAGAAUGCCAUUUGGUGAGGAUUUGGACACACUGCUAGAGCUGAGGCUAGCAGCCGCACGAUUUUGUGAGUCUGCAAUAUGAAGCUUUCUAAGUCCCUGGAAGCUUUAUUUAUAGUGAAGAUUUGGUGAGCUUUUGUUGUCUGAGAAAAUGAGAUGGUCCCCUUGAAGGGGAGCUCCCAGGCAAGCCACAUUAACUCACAAUUCACACCAGGGGGAUUCUGCUGGAGAAGAAAGCGCCUUUGGCCAAAAAAGCAAGAUUAAUAUCUAAAAGGUAGACAUGCAUUGCUUCUGUUCCUCCAGCAACCAGUUGUUUAAUCAUUAGCUCUAGGUUUCCUUCGGUUUACAUUCUCAGUUCUUAACCCCGCACAGAGGUCCCUAGAACACCAAAAAAGGCAUUUAAAACCCUAGGGAUUGGCUUUAAAAGAUCCAAAAGCAGCAGCGUUGUCAUUUUCCAGGUUUCUCGCCAUUUUGAUGUGCUGCCCAUCCUUCCACACACUCUGCAGCCAGGCCAGAUGUGAAGACUGUAUUCACUGACUUGUGGAACCUAAAUUCUAGUUCUGGAACAAUUACCUGCUAAAUUGCUUACUGCCUGUGGAAGUUAUCUGUGGGGUGUACCUUUCAGAGAACAUUUCAACAGUAUAGUAAAAUUGCUCUGGGCUUGAGGGCCCAGUCAGGCGUUUUAGGUCAAAACUGUAAGUCUUUGGGCCUCCUUAGGGAAAAAGCAAGAUGCCUAAAUCCCAGUGCUGGGCCUUGAGACCGUACUCCCCUCUCCCUAGUGUGGGGUGAAGUGGCACCCUCAGGAAAUCAUUUUUCCAGUGAGAUUACCUAUAAAUCCCUAGGGGAAGUAAUACCUAUAUGAACCUGUCUUUCUGAGCACUUUUAUGCCAACUUCAAAAUGGUAAGCUAAAGCAGCAAUGACUCCACGUAGCCUCCACGUCACCCUCUUUAUUGUCCCGUUGGCGAGGUGGGGGGAGCUUUUCAGGGUUAAACCUUGGUCUUUAACCUCUGUUGUGGAGAUGUGUCACUAACAAAUGAAGACCUAAAGAAGACCUCUAGUUUUUGUUUCCCUAGUCCAGUGGCAUAACAGAUAUGACUUACUCCCGGGAAGGUAGAGGCUGAUGAUGAUCAAGACACCUACGAACCAGAAAGAUCUGUCCCACAUAGAGCCUCCACAGGGAACAGAUCUGAAGUUAGGUUCUGGAGAACUUCCAAAGCGCUGAAAUGCAGGGAGGACUUGGAGGACCUUUGCUCAGCAAGCAGGUGGCUUGUGUUCCUCCCAAGAACACGAAGGAGCUCCGAAGGGAAUGGCAGGCAUUGAAGCCAUAGCGCGCAGACUCAGACCUUCCCUCUGCCACUUCUCACAUGGCUCGUGCACUCUUCGCUCAGAAUCCAAGGGUACCCUCCUCUCCAAAAUCUCAUUGGCUUCAGGUGUUUUGUUUAGCCUCUGAGAACCUCCCCCUUUCACUCCCACCUCCGGAUGGACAGAGAUGUGUUGCUCGGGGCACAGAUGCGUGAGUCCAGGGCCCAGCAGCACAGUGUUGUAUUUAGUGGUUAGAAAAACAGUCGGUCCACUCUGUUAACAGGAUGUGGUGCAGUUUUGUACACAUCAGGUCUGUUUUUAUUGUUUCAUGGUCUGAAAACCUUCAAGCUGGUUUAUCAUCCAAGAAAAGGCAGAUGGUUAGACUAAGUAACAUUUAGUUCGUAUCUCUGUCUUAGGAAAGGUAGCCGUCCGUUUGCUGUGUGCUUAAGGAAGUCAGGAGUAUUUGAGGAUGUUGGGAGCUGUUGUAAAAAUAAAGUGGCUCUGGCCUACCCAAGUGUAUCAGAGAGAGAGCGUGGAAGCCGGUUAGUAGCAUCUUUAAAUCUGCUCUGGCCAGCCCCUCCUUCAUCUCAAGGACCUUGUCUCUCCUCCUCUCCAGUGACCUUGGUAAGGGACGAGCUCUGAGGAGGCAGCGAGGCCCCAGCUCCUCUUUGCUCAGCUGCAGGAUGUGGCCUCCAAACAGUCUGAGGUUUUUUUAAGGGGUUUCCUCACCAUGAUUCCCUCCACGUCACUCACCUGCCGUCAGCAUCCGAAAAGGUUAAAAUCCCCGGGACCAUUCCAGUUCUAAAACAGAUGAACCAGAUGUGCUUCCUCCCCUUUUGCAAGUGUAUUGUCCAGAUGCAGUCUCCCUUUGGCCAAGUUUGACAGGUACUUCCAGGGAACCCCUUAAAUUGAGGCAAGGAGUCAAGAUGUUUUGAGUUUUCCCCCCAGAAGGCAGAGUCUUUGUCCCUUCCCCCUCAUGCCUCAUAUAUUUUAGCCAAGUCUCAAAAGGUCAAGUCUGGUAAUGUCUCCAGAACUGAGGUGAGAGCUGGGGUCCCAUACCCCCAGGGACCAGUCCCCUGGGGGAUCCCACAUGCUCAAACUAGAUUGUUCUGAUCCCACUGGAAGUUUGCUGCUGUCCCCGUCCGCUAGGGCCCCUCAGAAAGGAAACAACCUAGGCUUCCAGUCAUUAGGUCACCAAGUCCUUCGGUGACCAGUCUACAGAGUGUGUAUCACCUGCGUGGGUGGUGUGCCUCCCACUUGUAGAAAGGGUAGAAAGUGGAACAUUGAGUGGGCUGAGUACUCACAUCCUUGGAGAGGUUGGCAGAAAUAACCCCAGUGAGUGCAAAACAAAACCGAGGAAACCAAGGAACCACAUUUGUACGGGAGGAGUUGGUUAUGGUCCUUUUACCUCUUGGGACCUGACGCUGCAGUAUGAAAGUGGGGUUUGGAAAAUCACGCUUAGCCCAACCCAAAUGCAUUCCAGGACUUCGGAGCUUCCAGCCCAUGGGUGCAUGGUCUGUUCCCAUUUUUUGUUUGUUUCCAAAACAGCCUUGCUUGGUAUUGCAUGGAAAGUUCUGGUUUUCCUUCCUGCCCACUUGGGGCCACCCACCCAGGCCUGGUCCCUUCCCCAGUAUCUUCACAGUACUCCUAGGAAGACCUGCGCAGUGCCCUUAGGAGCCGAGGGGAGUGGAAUUUGGUCCGGAGAAGGCAGCAGAAACUGGAUUUUCCUGUUUCCUCUUCUCAAGGAGGGUGUUUUUAGGCUUCCUUCACGCCUCUCUUUCCUGUGGGUACAGUCGGGUUGGGAGGAAGGGCUGAAAAGAAAAGGAAACGGGGUCCAGCCAGCCCAGGUUUGGGUCCGGGACAGGUGCACAGCUGAUGCUCUUCCACCCCCUUCAGUAGCAGGCCAGUCAUAUGUAACAAUUCUCCUUUACGAAAGCGUCUGCUUCUGUGGUGCUAGCAACAGAGGACAGACAGACCCCCUCCCCUGUGCUUUCCCUAAAGUUCAUCCCUGUAGCCCACUCCUUGUUGUAAAAACAAGUGCUUAAUCCUGUGAGCGUGCUGUUCCUUUCUAUGUGUUAAUCAGUUUCCUUCCAUUGGAGCUGUGUGGGAGGGAAGGGCAUUGGAAUUGUAGGUUGUAAUCUUGUGCCAACCAAUAAAAACCAGUAUUUCACACACA
Mirounga angustirostris (Northern elephant seal) is the source of this 9191-nucleotide messenger RNA. RefSeq names its product nudix hydrolase 3 (gene NUDT3). The coding region runs from base 556 to 1074 and encodes 172 amino acids. Gene Ontology annotation, cellular component: cytoplasm; nucleus. Gene Ontology annotation, molecular function: diphosphoinositol-polyphosphate diphosphatase activity; endopolyphosphatase activity; bis(5'-adenosyl)-hexaphosphatase activity. The record is from RefSeq and is a predicted model, not a curated record. The transcript has 5 exons. Lineage: Eukaryota; Metazoa; Chordata; Mammalia; Carnivora; Phocidae. Gene Ontology annotation, biological process: diphosphoinositol polyphosphate metabolic process; diadenosine pentaphosphate catabolic process; adenosine 5'-(hexahydrogen pentaphosphate) catabolic process.